This is a messenger RNA of Saccostrea echinata, 492 nucleotides long. RefSeq lists its product as uncharacterized. Bases 1 to 492 code for a protein of 163 amino acids. The transcript has 4 exons. NCBI's taxonomy places the organism in Eukaryota, Metazoa, Mollusca, Bivalvia, Ostreida, Ostreidae. The record is from RefSeq and is a predicted model, not a curated record.
AUGCCACAACAAUACGUUCCUCUUCACGACUCCAAUGUUUCUACAUUUGGAACGUGCGAGAUUUCCAUAUUAACCUUGAGAUUUGUUGAAAACUGUCCAGAUGAUGAGGAGGCGUGGUUGAGAGCAGCAGAAAAAUUAGAUUGUGCAUCGAUUACACAGUCAUGUGCAGAAUCCAUUGGAUCUCCAUACAAUACUCAGAAUUAUGUUUUCCAAUACCACUGCGUAAUAAACUCUUAUUGUAACGCUACGAUGGAAGUAUGUGCAUUAAAUCGCACAAUAUUAGGUUUUUGCGCCGAGUUUAAUAUACAUGGAGCGGUCAUUCAGGACAAUUACGAUGCAGACUGUACACAGCAUACACCACCUUGUCCAACCAGUUAUAAUUCAGCCGAGGCUUAUAAAUAUCCUUCAUGCUACGAGAUGGCAAAGAGGAACAGAAAAACAAAUACGAAAACAAUAGAUAAUAAUUUUCAUCCAUCAUCAAGUUCAAGGUAG